AUGUGGGCGCGGGCGCUAGUGCUGACGCUGGCCACGCUAGCCGCGCUGGCGGCGGCCGCCGUCGAGAUGGACGAGGAUAUGGCGGAACUGGCGCGCAUGGUGCGCGAAAAUUGCGCGGGCGAGACCGGCGUGGACGUGGCGCUCGUGGAGCAAGUCAACGCCGGCGCCGAGCUGAUGCCAGACGACAAGCUCAAGUGCUACAUCAAGUGCACGAUGGAGACGGCCGGCAUGAUGGCCGACGGCGAGGUGGACAUCGAGGCCGUGCUGGCGCUGCUGCCGCCCUCGCUGGCGGAGCACAACGCGCCCGCGCUGAAGGCCUGCGGCACGCAGCGCGGCGCCGACCACUGCGACACCGCCUUCCGCACGCAGCAGUGCUGGCAGAACGCUAACAGGGCCGACUACUUCCUCAUAUAGCC
Spodoptera exigua (beet armyworm) is the source of this 416-nucleotide messenger RNA. The record is from the annotation of a GenBank genome assembly. NCBI's taxonomy places the organism in Eukaryota, Metazoa, Arthropoda, Insecta, Lepidoptera, Noctuidae.